Molecule: messenger RNA, 1511 nt
Organism: Bursaphelenchus okinawaensis
Lineage: Eukaryota; Metazoa; Nematoda; Chromadorea; Rhabditida; Aphelenchoididae
Source: the annotation of a GenBank genome assembly
AUGUCAAGCCGGCUGUCACUACCAAUAAGACGUUACCUCACAUACCUCCUAAUCGUCUCCAACCUAACCUCAGCGUGGCUGAAUGGCUACAAUCAGUUCAACAACUUACCACGCUACAGAAGUGGAGGGUACGGUGGUGGGUACGGUAGUGGGUACAGUAGUCAGCCGUAUGGUAAUCAAGGAGGUGAAGACGAGAGAGAAGCUGUAGAUGAUAGAUAUGGAGCGCCUUGCAAUCCGAAUGCUUUUACUGUACCUUCGAACUGUUUGGGCAAUAAUAUGGUUAAGGCGUUGAAGAACUUGGCACAUGUGCCGCCGGGUUCUAAUAGUAAGUUUAGGCUUAUUGGAAGGUUUUUUAAAAGCCGAAUAUAGUUUGUAGAUGAUAUAUAGCUUAUAAGAACGUAUUCUAUCUUUUUUCUACCUUACUUUUUGCGUAGAGCACCGUAGCUUGAUUAUACAACAAGGCUAUGGCUAGGGCUCUGGGCUAGGGCUCUGGGCUAAGGCUCUGGGCUAGGACUAUGGGCUAGGACUAUGGGCUAGGACUAUGGGCUAGGGCUCUGGGCUAGGGCUCUAGGCUAGGGCUCUGGGCUAGGGCUCUAGGCUAGGGCUCUGGGCAAGGGCUCUAGGCUAGGGCUCUAGGCUAAGACUCUAAGCUAGGCCUCUAGCUUAGGGCUCUGGGCUAGGGCUACAACCAGAAAUACCUCUAGGGCUAUUGAGUAUAAACUCAUAAGUUCGGUUGAAAAUACAGUACUAUACUUUAACUUAAGGAAGUAUACAAUACCGUAGAUUGACUGAAUGGUAUAGUUACCCUAUAAUUUAAAAAAUACAGUACCUUAGCUUGACUACAUAGUACGGUACCAAAAAUUCACUAUUAUUAUAUUAAGCCUAACAUUGCUAAGCCUAAAAACUAUUUUCUUAGACGAGAAUGCGUUAUUACGCCUAAAAUGAAGCCUACAGUUCUUAUCUAAACCUAAAAUUCUUCAUUGAGCAUUAAAUUAGCUGCUAAGCCUAAAAUUUAGACUCUAAUUUAAAUUAAUUUCUAAACAAAAGGCAAGAUAUUAUAAUAAGCCUAAACCAAAAAUUUAAUCAGAAGCCCAAACUAACAAAGAAAAAUUUUUUAAAACCCAUUUUUAGCCAUCUGUAAUCAGAAGCCUAAAAAAAUAUAAACAAAACUAAAUUUAAAAAAAAAUUUAAAUAAAAAACCAUUUUCAGCCACCUUCAUCCCGCUAGGACAAGUCCUAAUCCCAACCGGAAAAGAGCUCACUUUCUGUCGAAAUCAGAACAAUAAUUGUGGCUCCUACCAAGGCCAAGGAAUGCAACCAGACUGCUAUCCGGAUGGCUGUCCUUGUGAUGACAAUGACUACAACAAUCAAGGCUGUUGUGGACCGUGCAACUAUUGUCGACGCUACUUCGCCGUCCAUCGACGACGCCGGUCGAUUCAGAUGCAAAGACGGUUCGUCAAUUUGAAAUUCAACAAAAAUUCAAAAAGUCGAGCGAAGAAGAGAUUACUAUAG